CCCUGGUUUUCAGCAGCCAUGACCACUACAGUCGAACAAGAGCAAUUCAACAUAACCGACGAUGGCGAAACUACCACUCCCUUCUUCCCGGUUUUUCCCGAAGAGCCAAUUAAUGUGGCAUAUGUGGUUGUCCUCUUCGUCGAACUGUUUAUUGGCGUUCCGGCCAAUGCCAGCCUAAUCUUCUUAGUGGCCCGAGUUCGAGAGCUUCGGACGGCACCAAACCUACUUCUUGCGAACUUAGCAGUAGGCGAUCUUAUCUUCCUAUUCGCCAGUAUCCCAGUGAGCAUCUCGCAACAACUCAAGACCUACGAGUCAUCCAUUACCUUCUGUAGGUUCCAACACGGUGUCUACUACAUUUCAUUUGCCGUGUCCGCACUUAGUCUGACGGUGAUUAGCUUGGAAAGAUACGGUGCGAUAGUCAAACCAUUUACGCUCAAGAGUGUCCGAGAGAGUCGAAGUACGGUCAUUAUUUGCGUCAUCAUUUGGAUAGUGUCCAUCUUGUUAUUUGGCAUUUACCCAAUGUAUCUUGCGGUACCAAAUUUCUAUUACAAAUCCUGCACAAUGCCCUAUCUUGGAAAGCCCUUCAGGACAUACUUCGUCUUGCAACUUGUAUUACUCUACCUGGUGCCAUUAUUCUGCAUGACAACAUUCUACGCGUUCUGCACCCGUGAGCUUCUGCGAAAACGCCGGAUCUUGGGGCAAAGAUCAACGGGACGAGGGAACAGCGACAGAUCAAGGUCUCGCGUGGCAUUUAAUCUAAUGUUGAUCACCUUUCUGUUUGCUCUGUGCUGGUUGCCGAACUAUGUUUAUUACCUCUGGUUUUUGUUCGUGAGAAAUUUGGAAUCAUUCCGAUCUCCCAUUUUUGUACAUCUCAAAAAAGUAAGGUCGGUGUUUUACUAUCUUGCAUCAUGCAUAAAUCCCAUGAUACUAUACGCCAUGAGCACAUCUUUCAGACAUCAUCUGAUUGCAACAAUGACUUGUGCCGAAAAGAAGAGUGCCAGGACGCGAAACGGCUACUGCAAUCGCGAAACUCAACGCUCUGUCACGUUGAAAAGCACAAUCAGAAUACCGGAGCAAUCGACAAGGCUGGCGUUCCUGCGGAUGUAUGAACUAAAGCCAUGACGUGCGAUAACCAUUUUGGAGAAGCGAAAGUACAGCAAGAGUCGUAACUUCAUGAUCCGCAUUUUGUGCUAUGGCAUACGAGUACUGCGCUCCAUUCUUCGCCAUGUGUUCUUGUUUUCGGACAUCGUCAAGUUCAUAUGGAACAGUUUGAUUUUUGUGGCAGCUGAAAGUAUCUAUACAAGCGUGUGAGAUAUAUUUCGGGGUAUUCUCCACUAAACGGCAGCUUAAUCAUAUCUGUAGAUAAAAUCGAUAGUUAUUAUGUGCGUCGAGCACCCGCAAACAAGAUGUGCUGCAAGAUAAUAGAAUGUGUGCCUGAAAAUUACUUAUCAGCUCGAAUUCACAACAGAACAAUAUUUUUUUUUUCAAUUUAAGUGUUUUUUUACGGUUGGAUGAAACGAUUAACAUUCGCAUGAAAUAUUUAUAUUAUGUGUCAUUUUUUUUUCUCGAGAGGCGAUAUGCUCAGCUGUAAAACGUGAUUGCAGAAACAUAAUAUUAAAUAGCCUUAAAUUAUAAGAGCAAACGUUUAUUUACAUUCUGGUAAUUUUCCCCGAGUAUCAAGAUACAUAGUUCAAAUCACUUAAAAAUACCCCCCC
This is a messenger RNA of Lytechinus pictus (painted urchin), 1715 nucleotides long. RefSeq names its product phe13-bombesin receptor-like. The record is from RefSeq and is a predicted model, not a curated record. The coding region runs from base 19 to 1122 and encodes 367 amino acids. Gene Ontology annotation, biological process: G protein-coupled receptor signaling pathway. Lineage: Eukaryota; Metazoa; Echinodermata; Echinoidea; Temnopleuroida; Toxopneustidae. The transcript has 2 exons. Gene Ontology annotation, molecular function: neuropeptide receptor activity. Gene Ontology annotation, cellular component: plasma membrane.